ACGGCGGCGCGGUCACAGCGGAAUGGCGUCCGUCGCCGCGUGGCUGCCUUUCGCCCGCGCCGCGGCCAUCGGCUGGGUCCCAAUCGCCACUCACCCCCUCCCCCCGCCCCCCGUACCCAAGGACAGGCGUCGCGCUGAAGACGAGAAACUCCUCAUCAACGUCUCCGGAAGACGCUUCGAAACCUGGAGGAACACACUCGAGAAAUACCCCGACUCCUUACUAGGAUCCUCUGAACGCGAGUUCUUUUAUGACGAAGACAGCAGAGAGUACUUCUUCGACAGAGACCCUGACAUCUUCAGGCAUAUCCUCAAUUAUUACAGAACUGGGAAGCUGCAUUAUCCGAAACACGAGUGCUUGACUGGAUACGAUGAGGAGUUAGCGUUUUUCGGGAUCCUCCCCGAUGUGAUUGGUGAUUGUUGUUAUGAGGAUUAUAGGGACCGUAAGAGAGAGAAUGCCGAGCGUCUCAUGGACGAUAAGCUCAGUGAAGCGGGGGACCAGAGUCUCCCGCAGCUCACGGAUUUACGACAAAAGAUGUGGCGAGCGUUCGAAAACCCUCACACGUCGACUGCCGCUUUAGUAUUUUACUAUGUGACAGGAUUUUUCAUCGCCGUCUCGGUGAUGGCGAACGUUGUGGAGACGGUUCCUUGCGGCCACCGGCCUGGUCGCGCGGGGACAUUGCCCUGCGGAGAACGAUACAAAAUUGUCUUCUUCUGCUUGGACACAGCUUGUGUGAUGAUCUUCACAGCUGAAUACCUGCUUCGGCUAUUCGCAGCGCCGGACCGCUGCAAGUUCGUGCGCUCUGUCAUGUCUAUCAUCGACGUGGUCGCCAUCCUGCCCUACUACAUUGGAUUGGGGAUCACUGAUAACGAUGACGUGUCAGGGGCGUUCGUCACCUUGCGAGUGUUUCGGGUGUUCCGUAUAUUCAAGUUCUCCCGCCAUUCUCAAGGACUAAGGAUCCUCGGUUACACCCUCAAGUCUUGCGCCAGUGAAUUGGGUUUCCUGGUGUUUUCGCUUGCCAUGGCCAUCAUAAUCUUCGCCACUGUCAUGUUCUACGCGGAGAAGAAUGAGCAAGACACAAACUUCACAUCCAUUCCUGCUGCGUUCUGGUACACCAUCGUCACUAUGACUACUUUGGGUUACGGUGACAUGGUGCCGGGCACAAUCGCUGGGAAGAUAGUAGGGGGAGUGUGCUCCCUCUCUGGAGUGUUGGUGAUCGCGCUGCCUGUGCCGGUCAUCGUAUCCAACUUCUCCAGGAUCUACCAUCAGAACCAGAGGGCUGAUAAACGAAAGGCUCAAAGAAAAGCCCGCCUCGCCCGCAUCCGAAUCGCCAAAGCGUCUUCGGGCGCAGCCUUCGUGUCCAAGAAGAAGGCGGCCGAAGCGAGACUGGCUGCGCAGGAGUCUGGCGUGGAACUGGACGACGCUGGACGGGACGAGGACAUUUUCGAGUUGCAGCAUCACCAUCUCCUGAGGUGUUUGGAGCGAACUACGUUUCCGAUGUCACUACCCGAGGCUGUAGUAGAUAUACCUAUUAUAGACCGCGAGUUCGUAGAAAUGGAGAACCCGUACAAUGGGGCAGCCAAGCGGCCGGGCUCCCCCUCCCCGCUCGCGUCGCCCGCGCACUCGGGGCGUGCGCCUGCGCUGCUCGCCUGCUGCGCACGUUGCGGCUGUUGUCCGCAAAAAUAUCAGAAGCGUCGGCGGUCAGUCCGCUGUGUCAGUCCCCUGGUGCUUACUGGGUAUCCGAGACGCGAGGUCCUGAUUUUAGAUUCGAGUAGAAAGGGACGGAUGAAGGGUGCCCGCCGGUACACAGCGACAUCUCGACCGUCUGACACAUCAGUGUCCGCCGCCGCGAGCGAGGACCCGUUGCCCCAAGCAUGCGGCAAAUACAUUCCUGCUGGGAGCACAGUCCAGGGAAACCAGACUGGCGUCGCAAUGGACGGUACAUACUUAGUGGAAGCAUCCUUCUAGGGUCCAUCCACUUCAGAAAGCUACGUCUAGUGACAACGGACACAGUGACAGAACAACAAUUAUUAGGAUAUUUGUGUAAUUUGUCUUAUAAGUCUAACAUGAUACUGCCUAAAUAUAUCAGAUUUGUAUUCGGAUAGACAGGCUCUGAGAUCGGUCAUGUAUAAACUCUAUUUUGAGAAAUGGCAGAAAUAUAAAUUAUACUAUCCAAUUUGAAAUGAGUUUUAAACAAAAUGGUACCUAUAUUGUCUGUAUAUUUGAAUGAUUACAAUGACAAGUCGAAAUUGUAAAUUAAUUCUGGCUAUUUCUGAAAAGAGAUUUUUCGGUACCUACUUGUUUCGUUUUGAAUAUUAUUUGGAGCCUCGUGGGAGCCAUGAAUGUUCCAUGGAUUCAGAUUUUAGACUUUUUUUUUGGAACUAGACAAGUAGUAGUUCAAACUUAAUCAAUUCUAUGAUUUAAAAAAUAGAAUUACUUACAUUGGGCGCAUUAUCAAGAUAUACCAGUCUUCAAUUGGCUGCCCUAUUGUCUCAUCCGUUGUCUCUCUUAGCUGUGUCUGUCCCGUAAAAGAUAACGACGUGACACUGUAUUCGGCACGUAAUUAAAUUACAACUAAUGCCAUAGCAAGAGAUAAAAAACAAAAUUAAUAUAAAUGAUCAUGGGUUGAAAUUGUCUGAAAUUUUAGAGAAGCCGUUUUUAAUAAAUAAAAAAACGAAUGCUACUUGUCUAUGAAUUUUGGUAAAUUUAAGAUGGUGUUAGGACAAGUUCAGUAGAUUGCGUUUAUAGUAACGUAAACAAGAGGAGCAGUAGCAUCAGAACAGAGUUAGGUUGGCAGGGGAUUGCUUGGCACAAUUAGAUUGUCGUUUAGUCUGUCAUCAGUGAUUGGAUAAAAAUAUAUAUAGUGUUCUCAUUUUCCUGAUAUCUCGUUUCUAUACAACUUUUACAUCAAUAGUAAAGUAAUGAAAAAUACUGAAAAUAUAUUAUUACAAGGAUAUAAGUGUCAAAAUAAUAAAUGACAAUCAAAUUGUAUCUUAAACCGUAUGAGUUUACAGACUUAACAUUUGCUGGAAAACAGAAUAUAAUUGAUUGAAUAUUAUCAAUGAUAUUACUUUCUAGAUUUUUCCUCCGCCAGAUUGCGCUCGUGGAACGUGAGUGUGACAACUGUCAAAUAGAAUAUUGAUAUUUGAAUUUGACAACUGAUCUGAUAUGACGAUUCUCCUGCUGGCAUCUAAUGUCAUUGAUAUUACUUUCUAGAUUUUUCCUUCGCCAGAUUGCGCUAGUGGAACGUGAGUGUGACAACUGUCAAAUAGAAUAUUGAUAUUUGAAUUUGACAACUGACCUGAUAUGACGAUUCUCCUGCUGGCAUCUAAUGUCAUUGAUAUUACUUUCUAGAUUUUUCCUCCGCCAGAUUGCGCUAGUGGAACGUGGGUGUGACAACUGUCAAAUAGAAUAUUGAUAUUUGAAUUUGACAACUGAUCUGAUAUGACGAUUCUCCUGCUGGCAUCUAAUGUCAUUGAUAUUACUUUCUAGAUUUUUCCUCCGCCAGAUUGCGCUAGUGGAACGUGAGUGUGACAACUGUCAAAUAGAAUAUUGAUAUUUGAAUUUGACAACUGAUCUGAUAUGACGAUUCUCCUGCUGGCAUCUAAUGUCAUUGAUAUUACUUUCUAGAUUUUUCCUCCGCCAGAUUGCGCUAGUGGAACGUGGGUGUGACAACUGUCAAAUAGAAUAUUGAUAUUUGAAUUUGACAACUGAUCUGAUACGACGUUUCUCCUGCUGGCAUCUAAUGUCAUUGAUAUUACUUUCUAGAUUUUUCCUCCGCCAGAUUGCGCUAGUGGAACGUGGGUGUGACAACUGUCAAAUAGAAUAUUGAUAU
Plodia interpunctella (Indianmeal moth) is the source of this 3833-nucleotide messenger RNA. It is a transcript of the gene Shal, whose product is annotated as Shaker cognate l. The record is from RefSeq and is a predicted model, not a curated record. Bases 23 to 1966 code for a protein of 647 amino acids. The transcript is spliced from 8 exons. Gene Ontology annotation, biological process: protein homooligomerization; potassium ion transmembrane transport. Gene Ontology annotation, molecular function: A-type (transient outward) potassium channel activity; protein binding. Gene Ontology annotation, cellular component: voltage-gated potassium channel complex; membrane. Lineage: Eukaryota; Metazoa; Arthropoda; Insecta; Lepidoptera; Pyralidae.